AUGUCCAACGACAGCGUUGUCAUCAGAAGCGUAUGGGAAUCGAAUUUCCGCGCAGAGAUGAACAUCGUAAAGCAGAGAGCCAUGAGCGAUCACCCUUUCGUCUCCCUGACCACCCGUCUUCUGUUAUGCAGAGAGAGAAUCCCCGCCGGAAAAGCCUGGGGCAACCCCGACAUCAACUAUAUAGGACUCCGGGUGACUGUCAACGGGUUCAAGGACGUAGUUCAGGUGGGGCUUGCCUUGUGUGACAAGCUAGGGAGGCUACCGCUCUGCAAAGAGACGGGGAAGCCCUGUGUGUGGGAGUUCAACCUAAAGCCGCUGGAAGCUGAACCCGAUGUCACAAAGGAGGAGCGGUUCUUGAAGAAGUUCUGCAGCAACGUCAGCGCCGAGCAGUUGAGGAGCGAAGGAAUCCAUCCGGCACGCUUCGCCGCCGAUUUGCGUGACUGCGGCUUGCUCAUGAGGCGCAAGAUAAGUUGGGUGGUGUUCAAAGGCGGGCUGGACUUCAUGGCGCUGAUGAGGUCAUGGGAAACGCAGGGGGCCGAGGGCUUAACCCUCGAGUACGCGGAAUUCUUUAGGCUGCUUGCUUUUUACUUCCCCUUGUUCUACGACAUGGCUGCGGUGCUCGGUUUCCACCCUGUGUACGACAACGGGACGAUCGACGUCACCGCGCGGUCGAUUAACGUGUGGAGGGAGUGCGAGCCUGUUGAGGGAGCAGCCUCCGAUAGCCUGCUGGCGUUGCGCAUGUUCAUGCGGAUGAAGAUGAUGAAGAAGGGCUGCGAGCUGCUGGAGAAGAAGGCGAAGGUGCUCUUUGGAGUUACCUCCGAACAAGAAGCCAAAGCUGUGCCUACGUUUCACAUGGCUCCAUUUUGA
Messenger RNA from Nymphaea colorata (pocket water lily), 867 nucleotides. Its product is annotated as probable CCR4-associated factor 1 homolog 7. Gene Ontology annotation, cellular component: CCR4-NOT complex; CCR4-NOT core complex; P-body. The coding region runs from base 1 to 867 and encodes 288 amino acids. Gene Ontology annotation, molecular function: nucleic acid binding; poly(A)-specific ribonuclease activity. Lineage: Eukaryota; Viridiplantae; Streptophyta; Magnoliopsida; Nymphaeales; Nymphaeaceae. The record is from RefSeq and is a predicted model, not a curated record. The transcript has a single exon.